Molecule: messenger RNA, 915 nt
Organism: Penicillium soppii
Lineage: Eukaryota; Fungi; Ascomycota; Eurotiomycetes; Eurotiales; Aspergillaceae
Product: SDR family NAD(P)-dependent oxidoreductase
Exons: 2
Coding region: 1-915 (304 amino acids)
Molecular function (GO): oxidoreductase activity
Source: RefSeq, a predicted model, not a curated record
AUGGCUCACCUUCAAGCAUCCAAUCUAUUCUCCGUCAAAGACCGCGUGGUGGUAAUCACCGGAGGCGGAAGCGGCCUCGGGCGCAUCAUGGCUAAAGCACUCGACGCCAACAACGUAUCCAAAAUCUUCAUUCUGGGCCGACGCGAAGCCGCGCUGCAAGAGACCGCCUCGCAGACCCUAAACGGCACCGUCAUCCCCAUCCAAUGCGACAUCACCUCGAAAGAGUCUCUCGAGACAGCCUACAAGGCCGUAGCAGCACAAACAACACAUGUCGACCUGCUAGUCGCCAACAGCGGCAUCAUGGGACCGAUGAUGAAAGCCCCGCAGCGCGCAGCAGACGGGUCGCUGCCUUCUCUCUCGACAGUCCGCGAUGAGCUCUUCAACGUGCCAAUGGACGAGUUCACGAACGUAAUGAACGUCAAUGUCACCGGCUCGUACUACACGUUCCUGGCCUUCCUGCCUCUUCUCGAGGCGGCGAAUAAACGACGACCGGAGCCGCAACAGGGCGUGCUUUCGGCGCCGACCGCGCAGGUUAUCAUCACCAACUCUAUUGCUGGCUAUAAUCGUAAGGUGCCGUUUAGUUUUGCGUAUAAUGCUUCCAAGGCUGCGACGACGCAUCUGGUUAAGAUGCUUUCGACCAAUUUUGCGGAUUAUGGUAUUCGGGUUAAUGGCAUUUCGCCGGGUCUUUACUAUUCCGAGAUGGCGGAGCAUGUCUUCAAGGAUGCUGGGCUUCAGGGCCGGGGGAUCUCGGAUGACUCGUUCCCUCGUGAGAUGAUCCCUGCGACCCGUGGUGGUAGUGAGGAGGAUAUUGGGGGGCUGAUUGUUUGGCUGGCUAGUAACUCGGGCGGGUAUAUCAAUGGCAAUAUUGUGGUGACUGAUGGUGGUCGGAUCUCUGUUGUGCCUGCUGUCUACUGA